Messenger RNA from Nerophis ophidion (straightnose pipefish), 9371 nucleotides. RefSeq lists its product as uncharacterized. The transcript has 42 exons. NCBI's taxonomy places the organism in Eukaryota, Metazoa, Chordata, Actinopteri, Syngnathiformes, Syngnathidae. Gene Ontology annotation, molecular function: serine-type endopeptidase activity. The record is from RefSeq and is a predicted model, not a curated record. Gene Ontology annotation, biological process: proteolysis. Bases 23 to 8935 code for a protein of 2970 amino acids.
UGACAAGGACACACCUCCAAGAAUGGUGAGAUUAUCAUACAAGCUUAAUAGAUGGAGAGAGUCAGAUAUGUGCAUUCACACAAUGGCUGGAAGGGAAUACCUCUACAAACUGACUCUGCUGAGUAUUUUAACUGCAACGUCACAUGCUCAGCUGGAUGUGUGUGGCAUCCCACCAAAGAACACGAGGAUAGUUGGAGGUGAAGACGCUCAAGAAGGAAAUUGGCCGUGGCAGGCCAGUCUGCAGUUUUUUGACAGCCAUGUUUGUGGUGGUUCACUCAUAAACAAAGAGUGGGUGAUGUCUGCUGCCCACUGCUUCUCCAGCACAAAUACCUUUGGAUGGUCAGUUUCUCUUGGUCGUCAGAACCUGCAGGGCAACAACACAAACGAAGUGUCAAGAAUUGUUGAAACAAUCAUUUUGCAUCCAAACUUUGACCAAUUUAGCUUUGACAACGACAUCGCUCUGCUAAGACUUUCCUCACCGGUUAAUUUCACAGCCUACAUCAGACCUGUGUGUCUGGCAGCCAGUAACAGUAACUUCAUCAAUGGAACCGACAGCUGGGUCACUGGUUGGGGAACAGUUCAGGAGGGAGUGUCCCUCCCCUUCCCUCAAACGCUACAAGAAGUGGAGGUUCCAAUUGUGGGGAAUAGACAGUGUAACUGCCUGAAUGGUGAAGGUUCUAUUACAAACAACAUGAUCUGUGCUGGUUUCCUUGAAGGAGGGAAAGAUGCUUGUCAGGGCGACUCAGGAGGUCCAAUGAUGAGCCAGCAGGAUUCAAUCUGGAUCCAAUCAGGAAUUGUCAGUUUUGGUGUUGGCUGUGCUCGACCUAAUCUGCCGGGAGUUUAUGCCAGAGUGUCCAGCUACCAGUCCUGGAUCAACUCACACAUCAGUUCUGAUAAACCAGGUUUUGUCCAGUUCAACUCCACUGGGCUGGAUACUGACACCAACUUCACAUGCUCUGGUCCUUCUCCUGUUACUAGUAUUAUUCCUACGACAGAACCAGAGCCCAGCAUCUCAAGUGCUAAACUGUGUGGCACCUCUCCACUGAACACGAGGAUAGUUGGAGGUGAAAACGCUCAAGAAGGAAGUUGGCCUUGGCAGGUCAGUUUGCAGGAUCUUGGCAACCAUGUUUGUGGUGGUUCUCUAAUAAACAAAGAGUGGGUGAUGUCGGCUGCCCACUGCUUCUUCAGCACAAAUACCUUUGGAUGGUCCGUUUCUCUUGGUCGUCAGAACCUGCAGGGCAACAACACAAAUGAAGUGUCCAGAACUGUUGACACAAUCAUUUUGCAUCCAAACUUUGACACUUUUAGCUUUGACAAUGACAUCGCUCUGCUUAGACUUUCCUCACCGGUCACUUUCACAGACUACAUCAGACCUGUGUGUCUGGCAGCCAGUAGCAGUAACUUCAUCAGUGGUACUGAUAGCUGGGUCACUGGUUGGGGAACAGUCCAGGAAGGAGUGUUACUCCCCUUCCCUCAAACGCUACAAGAAGUGGAGGUUCCAAUUGUGGGGAACAGACAGUGUAACUGCCUGAAUGAUGAAAGUUCUAUUACAGACAACAUGAUCUGUGCUGGUUUACUUGAAGGAGGGAAAGAUGCUUGUCAGGGUGACUCAGGAGGUCCAAUGAUGAGCCAGCAGGAUUCAAUCUGGAUCCAAUCAGGAAUUGUCAGUUUUGGUGUUGGCUGUGCUAGACCUGAUCUGCCGGGAGUUUAUGCCAGAGUGUCCAGCUACCAGUCCUGGAUCAAUUCACACAUCAGUUCCGAUAAGCCAGGCUUUGUCCAGUUCAACUCCAGUGGGCUGGAUACUGACACCAACUUCACAUGCUCUGGUCCUUCUCCUCCUGUUACUAGUAUUAUUCCUACGACAGGACCAGGGCCCAGCAUCUCAAGUGCUGAAUUGUGUGGCACCUCUCCACUGAACACGAGGAUAGUUGGAGGUGAAGACGCUCAAGAAGGAAGUUGGCCUUGGCAAGUCAGUUUGCAGGAUCUUGGCAACCAUGUUUGUGGUGGUUCUCUAAUAAACAAAGAGUGGGUGAUGUCGGCUGCCCACUGCUUCUUCAGCACAAAUACCUUUGGAUGGUCCGUUUCUCUUGGUCGUCAGAACCUGCAGGGCAACAACACAAAUGAAGUGUCCAGAACUGUUGACACAAUCAUUUUGCAUCCAAACUUUGACACUUUUAGCUUUGACAAUGACAUCGCUCUGCUCAGACUUUCCUCACCGGUCACUUUCACAGACUACAUCAGACCUGUGUGUCUGGCAGCCAGUAGCAGUAACUUCAUUAGUGGUACUGAUAGCUGGGUCACUGGUUGGGGAACAGUCCAGGAAGGAGUGUUACUCCCCUUCCCUCAAACGCUACAAGAAGUGGAGGUUCCAAUUGUGGGGAAUAGACAGUGUAACUGCCUGAAUGAUGAAAGUUCUAUUACAGACAACAUGAUCUGUGCUGGUUUACUUGAAGGAGGAAAAGAUGCUUGUCAGGGUGACUCAGGAGGUCCAAUGAUGAGCCAGCAGGAUUCAAUCUGGAUCCAAUCAGGAAUUGUCAGUUUUGGUGUUGGCUGUGCUAGACCUGAUCUGCCGGGUGUUUAUGCCAGAGUGUCCAGCUACCAGUCCUGGAUCAAUUCACACAUCAGUUCCGAUAAGCCAGGCUUUGUCCAGUUCAACUCCAGUGGGCUGGAUACUGACACCAACUUCACAUGCUCUGGUCCUUCUCCUCCUGUUACUAGUAUUAUUCCUACGACAGGACCAGGGCCCAGCAUCUCAAGUGCUGAAUUGUGUGGCACCUCUCCACUGAACACGAGGAUAGUUGGAGGUGAAGACGCUCAAGAAGGAAGUUGGCCUUGGCAGGUCAGUUUGCAGGAUCUUGGCAACCAUGUUUGUGGUGGUUCUCUAAUAAACAAAGAGUGGGUGAUGUCAGCUGCCCACUGCUUCUUCAGCACAAAUACCUUUGGGUGGUCCGUUUCUCUUGGUCGUCAGAACCUGCAGGGCAACAACACAAAUGAAGUGUCCAGAACUGUUGACACAAUCAUUUUGCAUCCAAACUUUGACACUUUUAGCUUUGACAAUGACAUCGCUCUGCUCAGACUUUCCUCACCGGUCACUUUCACAGACUACAUCAGACCUGUGUGUCUGGCAGCCAGUAGCAGUAACUUCAUCAGUGGUACUGAUAGCUGGGUCACUGGUUGGGGAACAGUCCAGGAAGGAGUGUUACUCCCCUUCCCUCAAACGCUACAAGAAGUGGAGGUUCCAAUUGUGGGGAAUAGACAGUGUAACUGCCUGAAUGAUGAAAGUUCUAUUACAGACAACAUGAUCUGUGCUGGUUUACUUGAAGGAGGGAAAGAUGCUUGUCAGGGUGACUCAGGAGGUCCAAUGAUGAGCCAGCAGGAUUCAAUCUGGAUCCAAUCAGGAAUUGUCAGUUUUGGUGUUGGCUGUGCUCGACCUAAUCUGCCGGGUGUUUAUGCCAGAGUGUCCAGCUACCAGUCCUGGAUCAAUUCACACAUCAGUUCCGAUAAGCCAGGCUUUGUCCAGUUCAACUCCAGUGGGCUGGAUACUGACACCAACUUCACAUGCUCUGGUCCUUCUCCUCCUGUUACUAGUAUUAUUCCUACGACAGGACCAGGGCCCAGCAUCUCAAGUGCUGAAUUGUGUGGCACCUCUCCACUGAACACGAGGAUAGUUGGCGGUGAAGACGCUCAAGAAGGAAGUUGGCCUUGGCAGGUCAGUUUGCAGGAUUUUGGUAGCCAUGUUUGUGGUGGUUCUCUUAUAAACAAAGAGUGGGUGAUGUCGGCUGCCCACUGCUUUUUCAGCACAAAUACCUUUGGAUGGUCCGUUUCUCUUGGUCGUCAAAACCUGGAGGGCAACAACACAAAUGAAGUGUCCAGAACUGUUGACACAAUCAUUUUGCAUCCAAACUUUGACACUUUUAGCUUUGACAAUGACAUCGCUCUGCUUAGACUUUCCUCACCGGUCACUUUCACAGACUACAUCAGACCUGUGUGUCUGGCAGCCAGUAACAGUAACUUCAUCAGUGGUACUGAUAGCUGGGUCACUGGUUGGGGAACAGUUCAGGAGGGAGUGUUACUCCCCUUCCCUCAAACGCUACAAGAAGUGGAGGUUCCAAUUGUGGGAAACAGACAGUGUACCUGCCUGAAUGAUGAAAGUUCUAUUACAGACAACAUGAUCUGUGCUGGUUUACUUGAAGGAGGAAAAGAUGCUUGUCAGGGCGACUCAGGAGGUCCAAUGAUGAGCCAGCAGGAUUCAAUCUGGAUCCAAUCAGGAAUUGUCAGUUUUGGUGUUGGCUGUGCUCGACCUAAUCUGCCGGGAGUUUAUGCCAGAGUGUCCAGCUACCAGUCCUGGAUCAACUCACACAUCAGUUCUGAUAAGCCAGGCUUUGUCCAGUUCAACUCCAGUGGGCUGGAUACUGACACCAACUUCACAUGCUCUGGUCCUUCUCCUGUUACUAGUAUUAUUCCUACGACAGGACCAGGGCCCAGCAUCUCAAGUGCUGAACUGUGUGGCACCUCUCCACUGAGCACGAGGAUAGUUGGAGGUGAAGACGCUCAAGAAGGAAGUUGGCCUUGGCAGGUCAGUUUGCAGGAUCUUGGCAACCAUGUUUGUGGUGGUUCUCUAAUAAACAAAGAGUGGGUGAUGUCGGCUGCCCACUGCUUCUUCAGCACAAAUACCUUUGGAUGGUCCGUUUCUCUUGGUCGUCAGAACCUGCAGGGCAACAACACAAAGGAAGUGUCCAGAACUGUUGACACAAUCAUUUUGCAUCCAAACUUUGACACUUUUAGCUUUGACAAUGACAUCGCUCUGCUUAGACUUUCCUCACCGGUCACUUUCACAGACUACAUCAGACCUGUGUGUCUGGCAGCCAGUAACAGUAACUUCAUCAGUGGUACUGAUAGCUGGGUCACUGGUUGGGGAACAGUUCAGGAGGGAGUGUUACUCCCCUUCCCUCAAACGCUACAAGAAGUGGAGGUUCCAAUUGUGGGAAACAGACAGUGUACCUGCCUGAAUGAUGAAAGUUCUAUUACAGACAACAUGAUCUGUGCUGGUUUACUUGAAGGAGGAAAAGAUGCUUGUCAGGGCGACUCAGGAGGUCCAAUGAUGAGCCAGCAGGAUUCAAUCUGGAUCCAAUCAGGAAUUGUCAGUUUUGGUGUUGGCUGUGCUCGACCUAAUCUGCCGGGAGUUUAUGCCAGAGUGUCCAGCUACCAGUCCUGGAUCAACUCACACAUCAGUUCCGAUAAGCCAGGCUUUGUCCAGUUCAACUCCAGUGGGCUGGAUACUGACACCAACUUCACAUGCUCUGGUCCGUCUCCUCCUGUUACUAGUAUUAUUCCUACGACAGGACCAGGGCCCAGCAUCUCAAGUGCUGAAUUGUGUGGCGCCUCUCCACUGAACACGAGGAUAGUUGGAGGUGAAGACGCUCAAGAAGGAAGUUGGCCUUGGCAGGCCAGUUUGCAGGAUUUUGGCAGCCAUGUUUGUGGUGGUUCUUUAAUAAACAAAGAGUGGGUGAUGUCGGCUGCCCACUGCUUCUUCAGCACAAAUACCUUUGGAUGGUCCGUUUCUCUUGGUCGUCAGAACCUGCAGGGCAACAACACAAAUGAAGUGUCCAGAACUGUUGACACAAUCAUUUUGCAUCCAAACUUUGACACUUUUAGCUUUGACAAUGACAUCGCUCUGCUUAGACUUUCCUCACCGGUCACUUUCACAGACUACAUCAGACCUGUGUGUCUGGCAGCCAGUAGCAGUAACUUCAUCAGUGGUACUGAUAGCUGGGUCACUGGUUGGGGAACAGUUCAGGAGGGAGUGUUACUCCCCUUCCCUCAAACGCUACAAGAAGUGGAGGUUCCAAUUGUGGGGAAUAGACAGUGUAACUGCCUGAAUGAUGAAAGUUCUAUUACAGACAACAUGAUCUGUGCUGGUUUACUUGAAGGAGGAAAAGAUGCUUGUCAGGGUGACUCAGGAGGUCCAAUGAUGAGCCAGCAGGAUUCUAUCUGGAUCCAAUCAGGAAUUGUCAGUUUUGGUGUUGGCUGUGCUCGACCUAAUCUGCCGGGAGUUUAUGCCAGAGUGUCCAGCUACCAGUCCUGGAUCAAUUCACACAUCAGUUCUGAUAAGCCAGGCUUUGUCCAGUUCAACUCCAGUGGGCUGGAUACUGACACCAACUUCACAUGCUCUGGUCCUUCUCCUCCUGUUACUAGUAUUAUUCCUACGACAGGACCAGGGCCCAGCAUCUCAAGUGCUGAACUGUGUGGCAGCUCUCCACUGAACACGAGGAUAGUUGGAGGUGAAGACGCUCAAGAAGGAAGUUGGCCUUGGCAGGUCAGUUUGCAGGAUCUUGGCAGCCAUGUUUGUGGUGGUUCUCUAAUAAACAAAGAGUGGGUGAUGUCGGCUGCCCACUGUUUCUCCAGCACAAAUACCUUUGGAUGGUCCGUUUCUCUUGGUCGUCAGAACCUGCAGGGCAACAACACAAAUGAAGUGUCCAGAACUGUUGACACAAUAAUUUUGCAUCCAAACUUUGACACUUUUAGCUUUGACAAUGACAUCGCUCUGCUUAGACUAUCCUCACCGGUCACUUUCACAGACUACAUCAGACCUGUGUGUCUGGCAGCCAGUAACAGUAACUUCAUCAGUGGUACUGAUAGCUGGGUCACUGGUUGGGGAACAGUUCAGGAGGGAGUGUUACUCCCCUUCCCUCAAACGCUACAAGAAGUGGAGGUUCCAAUUGUGGGAAACAGACAGUGUACCUGCCUGAAUGAUGAAAGUUCUAUUACAGACAACAUGAUCUGUGCUGGUUUACUUGAAGGAGGGAAAGAUGCUUGUCAGGGCGACUCAGGAGGUCCAAUGAUGAGCCAGCAGGAUUCAAUCUGGAUCCAAUCAGGAAUUGUCAGUUUUGGUGUUGGCUGUGCUCGACCUAAUCUGCCGGGAGUUUAUGCCAGAGUGUCCAGCUACCAGUCCUGGAUCAACUCACACAUCAGUACUGAUACACCAGGCUUUGUCCAGUUCAACUCCAGUGGGCUGGAUACUGACACCAACUUCACAUGCUCUGGUCCUUCUCCUCCUGUUACUAGUAUUAUUCCUACGACAGGACCAGGGCCCAGCAUCUCAAGUGCUGAACUGUGUGGCACGUCUCCACUGAACGCGAGGAUAGUUGGAGGUGAAGACGCUCAAGAAGGAAGUUGGCCUUGGCAGGCCAGUUUGCAGGAUUUUGGCAGCCAUGUUUGUGGUGGUUCUCUUAUAAACAGAGAGUGGGUGAUCUCGGCUGCCCACUGCUUCUCCAGCACGAAUACCUUUGGAUGGUCUGUUUCUCUUGGUCGUCAGAACCUACAGGGCAACAACACAAAUGAAGUGUCCAGAACUGUUGACACAAUCAUUUUGCAUCCAAACUUUGACACUUUUAGCUUUGACAAUGACAUCGCUCUGCUUAGACUUUCCUCACCAGUCACUUUCACAGACUAUAUCAGACCUGUGUGUCUGGCAGCCAGUAGCAGUAACUUCAUCAGUGGUACUGAUAGCUGGGUCACUGGUUGGGGAACAGUCCAGGAGGGAGUGUUACUCCCCUUCCCUCAAACGCUACAAGAAGUGGAGGUUCCAGUUGUGGGGAACAAACAGUGUGACUGCCUGAAUGGUGAAGGUUCUAUUACAGACAACAUGAUCUGUGCUGGUUUACUUGAAGGAGGGAAAGAUGCUUGUCAGGGCGACUCAGGCGGUCCAAUGGUGAACCAGCAAGACUCAAUCUGGAUCCAGUCAGGAAUUGUCAGUUUUGGUGUUGGCUGUGCUAGGCCUAAUUUGCCGGGAGUGUAUGCCAGAGUGUCCACCUAUCAGUCCUGGAUCAACUCACACAUCAGUUCUGAUAAACCGGGCUUUGUCCAGUUUAACUCCAGUGGGCUGGAUGCUGACAUCAACUUCAUUUGUCCUGGUCCCUCUACUCCUGUUACUAGUGUUACUACUGCUACUGCUACUGCUCCUAGUACUACUGCUACUGCUACUACUACUACUGCUACUGCUACUACUACUACUGCUACUACUACUACCUCUACUGCUACGAGUACUACUGCUCCUGCUACUACUCCUACUAUUACUACUACAACUUCAGCAAGUCCCCAACCAGAAAUUCCAAGUUUCACUGAGCAAGUGUGUGGCACAGCUCCAUUAAACAAUCGGGAAGAAGGCGACACUGGAGUUGUACCAGGGGGUACUUGGCCUUGGGCUGUUCGUCUCUACAAAAACAAUGUUUUUACUUGUGCAGGAACUCUCAUCAGUGCCAGGUUCAUCCUCACUUCCGGACAAUGUUUCUCAAACUCUAAUUCUACUGCCAGCGACUGGAUUGCAUAUUUGGGCCAGAAACCUGAAAAUGGCAUAGAGGAAUUUGAAAUGAUGAUGGCCAUUGAACAAAUUACAAUUAGCGAAAUGACAGGUUCCAACAUUGCAGUGCUACAGCUAACAAAUGCAGUCAGCGUCAGUGAUUACCUACAGUCUGUGUGUUUGGACAUCAACGAUGCAACAACCUUUCCUUUGGGAAGUCGCUGCUGGGUUGUCGGCUGGGGACAGGAAACAAAUGAUCAAAUCAAUGCAAGCCCUGGUGAAAGUCUAAGAGACAUUGAAACUAUAAUCACAAGUUGUGAGAGUGAUAAUCAGGACAACAUUUGCACUCCAAGCUUCGACAUUCAACAGAUGGAUGAGGGUGGUCCACUUGUCUGCAAGUCAGACUCAUCUUGGUUCCAGGCUGCCGUUGUUACAACAGGUCAAAGUCGAUCCCUUCGUGCUGACAUUCAGGUCUUUACCAGAACCAAGCGUUUCGAAGCAUUCUUAAGGGAAACAGUUGGCGACCUGCCGUCUCCUGCAGCUUCCUCAUCGGCAGUUAUGCCAGGUUGCUGUGGGUCCUCGUUGCUUUGUUUCUUUGUGACUUUGACAUUUAGCUACCUGAUGAUGUAUCAAUGAACAGCUAGAGAAUAUUCAUUUCUGCCCCUACGCUGUUGCAGUUUCAAUGAAUACGUUUUUAUGAUGUGUAAUGUUUAUUGUUUAAAUGUACGGCAGUGAAAAUUAAAUUAAUUUCCCCAACGGGGACCAAUAAAUCUAAAUCUAAAACACAAUGCUAUCAAGCGUUACAGUUUCAAACGCCAAUCUUGCUUGCUUUUAUCCAGAUGACAAUAGCUGCCUGAGGUAAGUACUACAUAUAGCUGCUUUAUUAUAACACUAUUCUAAAUGUAAAUUGAUCUGUGAACUUUAGCAUUUUGGACUGAUGAAACAGUGGAUGAAUAUGAUCCCUUUAGCCUACUCUUAAUGACUCUAACUGCACUACUGUGAAAAAUGAAUAAUAAUUGUAGAAAACUCUUGAAAGUGUUACCACAAAAUACAAUAAAACAAGAGAACUGUA